This is a messenger RNA of Salvia hispanica, 1075 nucleotides long. RefSeq names its product ribosome recycling factor, chloroplast precursor (gene RRF). Lineage: Eukaryota; Viridiplantae; Streptophyta; Magnoliopsida; Lamiales; Lamiaceae. Gene Ontology annotation, cellular component: chloroplast. Gene Ontology annotation, molecular function: ribosomal large subunit binding. The record is from RefSeq and is a predicted model, not a curated record. Gene Ontology annotation, biological process: plastid translation.
GUGCAAAAGAAAAGAAAUUGUACGUUCUACUACUGGGAAAAUUUGAGUGAAGCAUUUCAUCAAACAGUUGUGUGGUAUCAUCUCCCAUGGCGACGACCUUCUCGCCUAUCUUCUAUGCCUCCAUUGCUCCUAAAACUCGCACCUCAUUCCCAGGUUUACAAAAUGCGCUUUCAUGGAGUGCGUCUGCGAAUUAUGCCAAGCUUCGGAUGGCGGCGGCAGGGGUUUCUGCGAAACCUUUAUUCAUCAAGCACGCAGUAAAGGAGAGAUUGGGAGUGCGGUGUGCAACUCUCGAGGAAAUUGAAGCAGAGAAGUCGAUGAUUGAAGAAGAUGCUAGAGAAAGGAUGGAGAAGACUAUUGAAAACGUUAGAUCCAGUUUCAAUUCGAUUAGGACAGGGAGGGCAAAUCCAGCUAUACUAGACAAAAUUGAGGUAGAGUAUUAUGGAACACCAGUUGUUUUGAAGAGCAUAGCUCAGAUAAGUACUCCAGAUGCAAGUUCCAUAUUGGUGCAGCCCUACGACAAAUCCAGCUUGAAGUCUAUCGAGAAAGCAAUUAUUGAUUCUGACCUUGGGAUGACUCCAAAUAAUGACGGAGACGUUAUUAGGUUGUCUAUACCACAACUCACAUCAGACAGGAGGAAGGAGUUGUCAAAGGUUGUGGCUAAGCAGGCUGAAGAAGGCAAGGUUGCCAUAAGGAGUAUUAGAAGAGAUGCUAUCAAAUCUUAUGAGAAGCUUGAGAAGGAGAAGAAGCUCUCAGAGGAUAAUGUGAAGGACCUGUCUGCUGAUUUGCAGAAAGUGACGGAUGAGUACAUGAAGAAGAUUGAAUCAAUCUUCAAACAGAAAGAGAAGGAACUGCUCAAAGUAUGAAGACCUCCCGGCGACAUGUAAAUGAGAUUCACUGCUGUAAUGAAAAUUUGAGAAGCUCCUUUCACUUGGCUUUGGAGGGUGGUGGUAUGUGGUACUCUAGAUAAAUAUGGUAUAUGCUGCUUCAAGACUUGUUCUUGUUGAUAGAGUUUCUUGAAUUGUUCUUUUCUGUUACUGUACAUUUUUUCUGUUAAGGCAUAAAUUCAUUUGUGACA